UGUUAAAUGUUAAAUGUAAAUGUUAAAUCUAUAUCUAAAUGUUAAAUGUUAAAUCUAAAUUUUAAAUCUAAAUCUAAAUGUUAAAUGUUAAAUCUAAAUGUUAAAUGUUAAAUCUAAAUGUUAACUCUAAAUGUGUCGCCAAGUGUAAAGCUAAAUAUUUAGAAAAUAUUCAAAUCCCCAAUGAAACCACGCCCGCUUCAAAUCGCGCGGCAAAGAUCGAGCGGCAAAGUCAAAGACAAAGACAAAGACAAAGUCAAGCAGGCAUGGCCGGACGAUCUCUGGGAGUCCUGGACAUCGAACGGGUGGUCAUUGCAGCUGUACGGGCUGCACUCCAGGGUGUAGCUCCCCCGGUCCAGUCCACAUCAGCAACGAUAAGUUAAGUUGUUUUAAUUUGAUUAUUAAUUAUUAAUUAAUUAUUUAUGCAGACGAGGGGGUUAGCCACUGUUAGCUAACCCAGCCAGUUAGCUGUGUGGUAUAUGCUAGCUGAAGUUUUGUUAUCCACUCCACUGUAAGGACUCUCUGUAGCCUAGUUGACUUAGUGAUUACCAGUGACAAAACCGACCACUUACUCUAUGAAGCCUGUGCUGUGGUUAACAUGUGUAAUAUUAACGUACUUUGCCGCUAUAUCUCACAUCUAAAAUGCGGGCUCUUGUUUCAGGUUUCAACACCAGCGGUGCCCAGUGCCUCAGGCACUUCCAACUUUGCCACCACCGUCACAUCACUGAGAUCAGCUCCUCUGCCAUCCAUCCCUCUACGUAAUCGGGCUCAAUCGGGAUACUUGAGACGAAGGAAUGUCAAAACAUACACGAAGGAUGUUGUAUGUUUAACUUUUUCACCGGGGGUAUCGGUCUUCAUUAUACCCAGAGGAGAAACUCGGACCAGGUUAGCUACGGCUGGCCUUGUUGGAAAAAUUUCUUUUUCCACAGAAUGGUCUGAAGACCAAGUGAGAGCUGAAAUAACAGCUAUCUUCAGUGGAGUAUUUGGCUUAUCAGAGCACCAGUCACUUCCAUUUCAGUUUUUGAGCACCAUCAAGGGGUGUAAAAAACUGAUGAUACCGAAGGUCACCUCCAAUUUCCCCUGGGGUGGUAAAGAAGUUGCCUCCAUCUGUUCCAGCACAUGCCUGUAUAUUAUGGCAGAAAUGGAAGUUCCUGCACAGGUGAGCAUGUUAUUGAAUACAUUAGUGUGGUAACUCGGCGGACAAAAGGCUCAGUCUAAAUCGGGUGCUGCCCAUUUAUUGAACUCAGAAAAAGCUUUCAGCCCACACUAGUCCACAGUUUUUUGGCCCCUAUAUUUUCACAGACCUUGGGCCUUGAUCUGUUACUGCACAUGGGACGGAACACCCAUAAACUGGUGCUCCAGUGAUGAGCACACCUGUACUCAAUAACUGAAUCAUCCCCCACAUCCUAUUCCAACACAUACCUCUAUCUCCAUUUACUAGCUAGAUGUUGUUUACUCCCCACACCAAGAAAAUAUGUAAUUUUUCAAUCAGAUACAAUUAUGUCUGAUUGAAUUACUGUUCAAGUUGCCUGUUUUUACAUAGGAGUACCUUUUUCUUUUGUGCAGAACUGUAGUGUGGAGCUGUCUGAUGACAGUGAUUUUGAAAGCCCGGUUGUACAACGAAGGAGAGUGACUCAGAGACAUGCACCGUCCAGAGCCCAGAGCGAACACUGUGAGAGGCAAGAGAGGGUGGAAGCCAGUGCUCCUCAAUCUGAUGAUGGGAUGGACCUACAGGGACAGCGAGGGCCAAAUGAAGCUAUGAAUCACUUUGCAGAUUUCAUUCCUAUUGAUAUUGAAGAAGAUGAAGCCAUUGAGGAGGCCAUCAGGCGCAGUCUUUUAGAAGAGUCUGUGCAGCCCUCACAGGAUUCAAGGUUUGCAGAAAGUUUGAGCAUAGAAGAAAUGACAGGAAUUGUGAAAGCUCACAGUGAGAGGGUUGUCACAGAAGCAUACAGACCAAUCUACAUCAGCCGAGGGAACGUGUGGACAACUGCCCUCCGACAGUUUAGUAGACGGAAAUUCACUGAGUGCACCGAUCUGCUGUAUGUCACCUUUGCCAGUGACGAAGGCACCAACGAAGAUGGAGAAGACCUCGGAGGGCCACGGCGAGAAUUCUUCCGUCUGCUUGUGAAAGCCAUCUUCAAAGAGAGUGGAGCAUUUGAAGAGUCUCUAAAUGGCUUCACUCCAAGAAUGAACAUUUCUCAUGUGCAGAAUGGAGUGUACCGCACUAUUGGACAGAUGAUGUCUACCAUCAUCGUCCAGGGUGGUGAACCUCCAGCCCUCCUUUCUCCUCUGGUAGUGGACUACCUUCUGACAGGACACAUCUUUCAGUUGAAGGUCACUCCAGAUGAUGUAGCUGACAUGGAACUGAGAGAAGCCCUGAAGAAGGUUGAUCAAGCAUUAACCACAGAGGAGCUGGAGCAAGCAGUGGAAUGCUGUGACUCAUGGAGAUACCAACUCGAAGGUCUUCCGAACCCAGUCAGCAUGGACAACAAAGAUGCAUUUGUGCAGAAUGCAAUACUUUUCCAUGUCGUCAUUCAACGACAGAGCUGCUAUGAUCAGUUAGUUGAGGGUUUGAAGUACUACGAGGUUCUGCCACUCCUGAAAGAAAGGCCUUGCCUUAGGGUCCUUCUUGAUAUGCCCGAAGAACCCAGUGAUGUCCCAGCAGAUGUUGUGGCUACCCUCCUGAAACCCAACUACUCUGUUCUGGGAAGUAACAAAAGACCAAGAGAGGAGUUAAUGGUGGUUAAGUUCAGAGAGUUUCUUCACUGUGUACAAGAGAAGGAGCUUGGGGAACAUCUUAACGGCAGGAACCUCACUGAGGCAGAAAAUGUGUUUAUCCUGACAUUGAAUCCUGGACACAUCCUAGCCUUUGCAACGGGAAGCAGCAAAGUUCCUGCAAUUGGAUUUUCUCCCAGUCCAAAACUGACUUUUGUUCAUGAUGACACGAAGCACCUCCUCAUUGCUCACACCUGCUCAAAUGAGCUUCAGAUCUUUGUUAAUAGAAAGAAUCUGGCAGAUGACGAUGAGUUUGAUUACAAUUGUCUGGUGGCUCUCAUGAAUGGAUCAAUUUUUAGUGCUGUGUAGUCUCGAAAAAAAAUGCUUGGACUGUACAUUUGGAGCCCAGAUCUUUUAAUGGGUGGACUUGUUUAGAAUCUGGUGUAGCAUGUUGUUUGAGUUAAAAUGUUGUUUCGCCUAAACUCUGAUCUGAACUAUGUGUCAUAUAUAGUUUGGACGACGGUUUACUCGUGUUUUUAUUAAUUAUUCUCAGGUGUGUUGUCUGAUUAAUAUUCAUUGUUCAUUUUAGCUGUAUCAGACAGACUAUUGUUUUCAUUCCGUUAAAUUAUUUAAAUGCAGUAUUUCAAAUAAGUGCCCGGUUCCUAUAGACUCACAGGUGUGAGUUAAAAUAAAAUAUAUCUUUGCACACGAUCACAUUCCAAAUCCCUACUUUCUUGACUUUUCCUAAAUAUGUUUGUUGCACCACCCUGUGUUCAUACUUUUUUUUUUCAGACCGGGAAAGCUAUUAUAGAGCAUUUUUUAUGUAUUCCUAUGUAAUUGUUUUUUUUUCCAAGGAUGCAAUGCUCUUCCUUUGUCAGCAGAGGUCGCAAGGGGACAUUCUGAACUGAAUAAGAUUGAUAUCUAUAGGUAGAUAUACAGACAGGCAGACAGACGCAGACAGAGGUGGCCAAUACGUCGACCGCGAUCGACUGGUCGACCGCGAGAGUAGUGCGGGUCGAUUGCGUGACAUUAAAAUAAU
Gadus chalcogrammus (walleye pollock) is the source of this 3751-nucleotide messenger RNA. RefSeq names its product G2/M phase-specific E3 ubiquitin-protein ligase-like. Gene Ontology annotation, biological process: proteasome-mediated ubiquitin-dependent protein catabolic process; protein polyubiquitination; positive regulation of protein catabolic process. Bases 1720 to 3081 code for a protein of 453 amino acids. Gene Ontology annotation, cellular component: nucleus. NCBI's taxonomy places the organism in Eukaryota, Metazoa, Chordata, Actinopteri, Gadiformes, Gadidae. The transcript is spliced from 9 exons. Gene Ontology annotation, molecular function: ubiquitin-protein transferase activity. The record is from RefSeq and is a predicted model, not a curated record.